ACAUGGGGGCAGUGUCUUGUUGUUUGGAAAAAGGAUGACACGUUCCCUCUCUUGGGGCUUAUCAGACUAUCUCUUCUUUCGCUAGAUGGUUUUCUAUUUCCCUGCAUUGUUUUACCACAUUGUUUUACCAAUUUUGUGUUUUACCACAAGAUUCACUGCUAUUCAAAUUAUAUUUUGUUCGUACAAUGUCUGUGAUGGCCAUGAAAUACCUGUGAAGAGUACCUGUUCCAAUCAUUAUAGUUGGCUUGACGUUGCAGGAAUGCUUGGUUUUGGUGUGAGGAAAAGACGUUGCAAGUCAAUAGCAAGAAGACUGGCUGUAGGAGUUCUAUUGACCAGUUUCAUGGUGGUAUUGCACUGCUUAUCUACCCCAGCAGUCCAACAAGUCAAUCAACAAAAGGUUACAGUGGCUCUGUCAUGUUCUCACCACUUGUCUCAAAUAUGGGUCCACAAUUUGACCAACUACUCUCAAAGCAGAACAAGUCUGUCAGGGGAGUGUGUGCCCAAGGUGGACCUCAUGUUCAUGAAGACCCACAAGACUGCCAGCAGCACAUUACUCAACAUCAUCUUCCGCUUCGGUGAGAAGCACGGUUUAAAGUUUGCCUUUCCUAAAGGUCGCAAUGACUUCUUCUACCCAUCCCCUUUCCUUUGCUCCCAGGUCAAAGACUACCAGCCUGGGGUAUGUUUCAACAUCUUAUGUAACCACAUGCGCUUUAAUGGGCAUGAGGUGGCAAAGCUCCUCCCAGCAGACGCUCCCUAUUUCACCAUCCUACGAGACCCGGCGGAGUUGUUUGAGUCAUCCUUCCAUUAUUACAGCCGAGCGAUUCCCCUCACCUGGGGGAUCCACGGAGAUAGCAAACUGGCUGAGUUUCUGCGUGAACCCAUGAACUACUACACCCCAAGGAGCUACAACUCAUUCUACCUCAAGAACCUGCUCUUCUUUGACUUUGGAUUUGAUAACAACUUAGAGCCGGACCACCCUCUGGUGGAGAGGGGUAUUCAGACCUUGUCCCAACGCUUCCAGCUGGUCCUGAUGGCGGAGCAUUUUGAGGAGUCUCUCAUCCUGCUGAAAGAUACACUCUGCUGGACGAUGGAAGAUAUGCUGUUCUUCAAGCUCAAUGCCCGCAAGGACUCAUCUGUGUCACGACUGACCCCUGAGCUAAAGGCCAAGGCCCGGGAGUGGAACGGGGCCGACUGGAGGCUCUACCAGCACUUUAACGCCACAUUCUGGGCCAAGGUGGAGGCAUACGGGUGGACACGGAUGGAGCAGGAAGUGAAAGAGCUGAGGAGGAGGAAUGCAGAAAUGGCUGCCAUGUGCAUUGAGGGUGGGGGAGCAGUGGAGGCUGGGCUGAUUCGGGACACAGAUCUGCUUCCCUGGCAGCCAGUUGGAGAGAACUUCAUCCUGGGUUACAAUUUAAGGAAAAACAUUGACCCCAAAUACAGGGAACUCUGUCGGAAAAUGCUCACACCUGAAAUACAGUACCUAUCAGAGCUAGGGGUCAACUUGUGGCUCACAAGAUUAUGGGGUUGGUUAAAGGAUACUAUAUUCUAGCUACAAACUAAUUUAUGGGAACAAUUUGGAUUAAUCCUUAAGAAUAUAAGCUAGGGCUGUGGGGGGUGCUACUAGUAUAAUAUAUGGAAUCGUUUUUUUAUGAUCAUACCAAGGAUGAUUUAGCUAUUUGAUUUUAAAUUGUAGAAGCCCUUUGGCCUUAUUGCUAUUAGCCCAUAGCAACACAUUGAAUGACAGAUUCAUACAUGGAAAAACAGAUAGUUAAAAAUAAAUCAUAAGGAAGUUUGUUUUAAAGUGUUUGUCCUAUGUCUGUCCUAUAUCAUCAGUGGAGGCUGCUGAUACCAAACACAUGUGAGACUCACAUGUUUGAUACUAAACACAUCAAACACGUGGUUUCCCUGUUCCAUUGACCUCCUUCCAGCCAUUAUUAUGAGCUAUCCUCCCCUCAGCAGCCUCCACUGACUUCCAUACAUUUUUUUCAACUGCUACCGGGCUACCUUCAGACGAGUCCCGUGAGGCUUGUGGGCAUCCUAGAGCAAAACAACAUGUACGUGUUUAUGAGUCUCACCUUUCCAUAGAGGGGUCAUAUUCGUGUGUAGCCCAAACUGUUUGGACGCUACAGACAGAAGUUGGCAGAUCGGCGUUACUGAAUUCAGACGAGUGCCAUGACGCUUGUGGGGGUCAUAGAGCAAAACGGAGAACACCACCGUUUUUGUGAGUCAAAUUUUUUCAGAGUGGUCAUAUUAGUUUGUAGGCCAAACUGUUCGGAUGCUACUGACGUUUUGGUGAGAAGACCAAUUUUUGGGAUGUCUCAUGGUCUGACAAACACUGCUGUAGCUCGACCACCUUCCACCGCAGAUGUGGAAGGCCGCCAUUGGCAGAUGCGGUGGAUUGCAAAAAAACUUAUUUCUAGCUUAAACAGACGUAUUUUGAUGGCAAAUUUUUUAUUAUGCUAAUUCGAUUUUCACGGAGGCUUGGAUAUCAACUGUAGGGGUGUUAAACAACUUGGGGUUGCAAAUAAAGAUACACUUUGUGACUGACUCCUUAUGCAGUGCUAUCUUAUUGCAUUGAUGUAUAAGUGGAAGAGAGGAUCAUAACAGCUAUGUGCUGAUUAAUCUCUAAAUUGUACAUAUUCGUUUUUUCUAAGUCAGCAUAUUACUCUCAGAGCUUGACUCUUGAAGCCUGCAUGAAAUCCUUUAUCCCCUCCUCUCAUACUGA
Salvelinus fontinalis (brook trout) is the source of this 2725-nucleotide messenger RNA. RefSeq names its product galactosylceramide sulfotransferase-like. Gene Ontology annotation, molecular function: galactosylceramide sulfotransferase activity. The transcript has 3 exons. Gene Ontology annotation, cellular component: membrane. NCBI's taxonomy places the organism in Eukaryota, Metazoa, Chordata, Actinopteri, Salmoniformes, Salmonidae. Gene Ontology annotation, biological process: galactosylceramide biosynthetic process; myelination. The record is from RefSeq and is a predicted model, not a curated record. The coding region runs from base 86 to 1549 and encodes 487 amino acids.